Caenorhabditis sp. 36 PRJEB53466 is the source of this 1621-nucleotide messenger RNA. Lineage: Eukaryota; Metazoa; Nematoda; Chromadorea; Rhabditida; Rhabditidae. The record is from the annotation of a GenBank genome assembly.
AUGAUUUUUCUUCUGUCAUCUCUAACUCUCUUCUCUCUCCUUUUCUGCCCGGUCCUCUCGGUUGCCACGUGUCAUGGAAAGGAAUACCUGGAUCCCAGUGGCAGAUAGUAAGUCUACAAUAUCAGGAUAACGUUCCGUGAUCUUCUACAGUUGCUUCAUUCUUCAUCCGGGCGAAAAAUCGUUCCACGACGCCGAAAAGGCUUGCUACGACUACGGAGGCUAUCAUUUGGCCGCCGUGACCAACAUGAUCGACAAUAACUUUUUGUAUGGUAUGGCAUAAAAGUGGAAGACGGUAAUCGACAAUAUUCCUCCAGGUGUAACCCGAAACUCAAGCCUAUACAUCAACUUCCUCUGGCUCGGACUCACCGAUAUGACAGCCGAUGGCGGUUGGGAUUGGAUCGAUGGCACCGAUUUGGUGUUCAUGAACUGGUCCCCCGGUAAGUACAGUAACCCAUUGGGCCUUUAUGCUUCCCAUUUUUCAGUCUCUUCACCUGGUCACUGCGGUACGAUGCGUACAACGGAUGGUCGGUGGCAAGCACACGACUGCUCGACGGCCUAUCCGUUUUUCUGUUAUGGAAAGGCUCAGGGAGCACCCACGGAUCCACCGGCUCGUUAGUUGGAUUGCACUGAAAACCUGUUGUAACUCAACGCAUUAUUAUAGCCCCUAGAACGACAGCGAUUCCGACGCGAAAAGAGCAAGUUCUCAUCAAAUUCAUGGCCGACUCCGAGAGCAUCGGAGACCCGAACAUUGAUCAGAACGCCCUCAAGUUUUAUAAUAACGUAAUUCAGUCCCUUUGAUGCUUUUUUCCAACAUUCGCACCGUUUCAGGAGCGAGAAUUCAUCCGCGCCGUCACCGAUUUCCUCUUCGCGAACCCGGCAAACGACAACAAUAUCUGCAAGUUCUACAUGAGCGUAUCUUUCUACGGCUACAGUAAUCUUUCACUACUCCUGCGAGCGCCUGACAAAACCAAUUGUGUUCAGCGCAAUACGAACAACAAUUCGAGUACAGUCCGGCGUGGAGCCAAAGGGAAUUCGAUGAUUUGCUCGAGGCAAACAAGUGGGACGAUGGCAAGACGGACCAUGCUUAUAACAUUACCGAGUGAGCUGAAAAUUGAUAGUUAUCAUCUGAAAAUAUCUGAAAAUGUUCAGCGCAAUCAGUGGAGCUCAACGCUUCCGCUGGACGCCCGCAAUGGAAGACAUGGGCUACACUACCCUGGUAUUUCUGACCGCCCGACACGAUUUCUCGAAUGUUCCCUCACUUUUUGUACCUUGGCCAAAGUUUGACGAAGUCGUUGUCAUUUCUUUGAAUGGUAAGCAUUGAAUUGCCAAUACCGUUUAUUAAAAGCCACGCAUCUCAGUUGUCUGCAGAGAUAUCAAAAAGUGGUCAACAGACAAAAUACUCAUCAAAAGUUUGUGUACAUUUCAUCAGUUGACAACAUUUUGAUAUCUCUACAGACAAGCGAGAUACAUGGCUUUGAAUGACCGGUUUUGAGGUGCCCUUCUAAUAUCUCUUUCAGGCUCAAAAAUGAGCAUCCCGACGGGAGUGACCAACAUCCAAGUGUCGAACGAUUUUAGUGACACCGACUAUAACAACGUUAUAAAUGCGCUGAAAUGUCAUUGA